Messenger RNA from Malassezia globosa CBS 7966, 339 nucleotides. RefSeq lists its product as uncharacterized. Bases 1 to 339 code for a protein of 112 amino acids. Gene Ontology annotation, biological process: cytoplasmic translational elongation. The record is from RefSeq and is a predicted model, not a curated record. Gene Ontology annotation, molecular function: structural constituent of ribosome. Gene Ontology annotation, cellular component: cytosolic large ribosomal subunit; ribosome. Lineage: Eukaryota; Fungi; Basidiomycota; Malasseziomycetes; Malasseziales; Malasseziaceae. The transcript has a single exon.
AUGAAGCUUAUCGCCGCUUACCUGCUGCUCUCUCUUGGCAAGGAAUCGAAGCCGACCGCCGAGGAUGUGACCAAGCUGCUCAGCACUGUCGGCAUUGAGGCUGACAACGAGCGCCUGGAGAAGCUCAUCUCGGAGCUCGACGGCAAGGACGUCAGCGAGCUGAUCUCUGAGGGUAAGGAGAAGCUUGCCUCGGUGCCAUCGGGUGGUGCCGUUGCUGCUGCUGCUCCCGCUGCUGGCGCUGGUGGCGAUGCCGCUGCUGCUCCGGCUGAGGAGGAGAAGAAGAAGGAGGAAGAGAAGGAAGAGUCGGAUGAGGACAUGGGCUUCGGUCUCUUCGACUAA